This is a messenger RNA of Peronospora farinosa, 2442 nucleotides long. Lineage: Eukaryota; Oomycota; Peronosporomycetes; Peronosporales; Peronosporaceae. The record is from the annotation of a GenBank genome assembly.
AUGCAGUUUGUUGGUGCGUUACUGAGUCGAGUGAGUUAUCCAAUUUUACCAACACGAGAAGUUCAUGUAUCAGUCGUUGCUCUUAUUCAAGCAGCAGCACGAAAAGAAGUGGAAGAUCCGACAGUACGAAAAUAUCUCAUUAGUUUACUUAAUAUUCUGUGGAAGAAAUUACGGGGAGAUCCUGUCCAGACUGAAUUCUUUUUUCUUCAUGCUGAUCGACUCAUGAUACGUACAACAGACAUGAUGAUGAACGGUACGAAACCACUUGGAGCAAUCAAUGAUGACCCGUUCUUGCAUUUGGACAAGCAUCAUACACAAAGUGAAGUGCCUGAACUGAUUUUGUUUACGGGACUGCUACCACAUAUGUACGCAAUGGGAAAGAUUGGCGAAAAGUGCCGGGAAGCUCUAGUGAUUGCAGCAGCGGUGCAUGACAAGGCACUCUGUCGCUUUGUCUUGCAACUCACGCCGUUCUGCCACUAUGCGGUAAACGGCGUGAUUUCAGCAUUUGAUGCACUGCCCAAGACUCUGGCAUCGACGGCAAAGAGUUCUGCUGCCAUAGCGAGCGCAAUCGAUCUGGAUGCAAAUAUGGAGGUCCAGGUUAGCUUUCUCGCUGUGCGAUUGCGUUUUUGCUGCACCCUGGCGAUGGUGGCACGGUACGAGCUGGAAGAAGUGGAUGAGGUCACAGGUGAACUGCAGCGCCGAUCGAUUGCUGAUGAACUCUUGGAUCAGUUCCGGACUCGUUUCCUGGAAGGUCCGCUUCUCGAAGGUCUUUUGCACACAUCGGAGGCUGCCGCUUGCGCCGCCACACUCUACGCGCGCAUAAUUCUAGAAGAAUUGACAGCCUGUGGUCGCGACACACGAGCCAAUCCACUGCUUUUCGUUUAUUUACAAUUUCUGCUCGAACGCACACCUGUGCGUACAAUGGACACAUCUCCGGCGACUCCAGUUGCAGUUAUCGAGGACGAUAACACACCAGCGCCGGCAAAUCGGAAAGCAAAACAAGCGUAUAGAUCUUCUGUAGCACAGCAGCUGCCGUCGGAGUUACUGCGUCACAUAGACUCUCUUUCAAGCUCCCUGUGUAUCACUACCAUUGACCUGUUCACAAGCGUACUGGCAUUACAGGAUGAGUACGCGGACAGUAUACUGCUAGACGCAGGUGAUGGGCUUGAGAGUACUGUCGAGAGUGCAGGCGAGUGGAGUUCGCGAAAGCGCGCACCCACAGCCUCUUCGCUUUCGAGCCCUAUCGCGCCCAAGAAUGGUGCUAUCGGGUUCGCAUCGCGAUUUCCCGAUUCGUCGGUGGCUUCGAACGUCCAUCUGUGGAACAUCCAUGCAUUUGCCCGUCCAGAUGAUCUCGCCGCAGAAAUCCCGGCAGCCGACGACCAAGACGACCAGGUGCUGUCGCUACUUUCUUACAUUGCUGAUGCCGAGUACGCUGCAUGCCAGCGCGGCCCUGACGAGAUGGACGACUCUGAUGACGAUGAAGCCGACUUGCAAGAAGAGGUUACAGAACUGCCAACAGCAGUACCAAUAUCGGAAGAGGCUGAAAGCGUCCCUCCGUUUGCUGCUACUGCUGCAGGUGCGACCUCGCCUUCAAGAGUAUCCUCCAGUCGGACUGCUACUCGCAAUGCGACGAAGCCGCUGCGUGAUGUAUAUCUAAGCAUCAGUUUGCCAUCAUUUUCGCCAGCUGAACCGGCUGGCCUUCGAGAGCGGACUCAGCCGCAGCUCGAACAAAAGUUGAUUGUCAGAGGUGACGAAGGGAACAUGCCAUUCUUCUUGCGCAUUGUUCUAAGUCGCGUUGAGCGUCUGUUGGAAAACUCGUUCCAGGAAAACCUAGCGCUAUCGGGAUUGAUCUAUGCUCUCGCCCAGAAGGCUCGGUGCUCCGCGCUACUGUUUGAUCUGGACGAUGUUAUGCCAGUGGGCCAAAGCCUGCGCAGUAUCCUUGAAGAGGUUUACGCUGAUGCCGUGCUUCGCUUAAAUCGCUUGCCUAACGGUCCCGCACAGCUGCAAGAACUGCGCAAAAAGCUCGUGGGAGAGGACAACGAUGCAGCUCUGAACGAUCACGGGGCGGAGACACGGCUGUUGUGUGGUUAUGUGGUGCUGGAUGAGAUUCUGAAGGAGCUUUGCUCGAUUCUUUUUGCCCGAGAGCGCGUGAAGACCCUCCCGCUUAAACCCGAGGGAUACUAUUUGGAGCCCAAACGCGCUAAAUCUUUGUCGCCUUCGUCGGUGAUUGAGCGCAGGCGCGCGCUCUCAAGCGAGACCGUUUUUUCAGACAACGACUCACACGUGGACGGGGCUUCUCCUGGCAAACAAGGUAGUAUCGGCACGGAAUUCGAGGCACUACUGGCCGAAGCUCAGUCCAGCAUGGAUGACUUACUUGUUGGCUCUGGCGAAACCUCGGUGGCAUCUGCUUUAGAAGUGGAAGUGGAGACCCAGAAUGUAUAG